Molecule: messenger RNA, 2172 nt
Organism: Thermochaetoides thermophila DSM 1495
Lineage: Eukaryota; Fungi; Ascomycota; Sordariomycetes; Sordariales; Chaetomiaceae
Exons: 3
Coding region: 1-2172 (723 amino acids)
Biological process (GO): amino acid transmembrane export from vacuole
Source: RefSeq, a predicted model, not a curated record
AUGGCACCCCCUGUUGUCGGAACCAAGGGAACUGACCAGUGGGAGCUGGACCUGCAACAAGCAGCCCCAGCACGGCCGCAUUUGCCAUCAGCGGCCGUGUCACAGGGUCAAUGGCUUGGGGCUGCCACAGGUCCAAGUCCACGAGCUGGAUCAUCGGGCCUGCCCGACGACCACCGCAGCAGACCACAACUCCAACUCUCCUCUGGUUUCUCACGCCUUUCGUCAUUCGCCUCCAAGCGCUCGUUUCAUUCAUCUUCUUUUGAGGCCGACGACGAAAGAAGUAGCAGUGACGAAGACGACGAUUUCGACACAUUAUAUUUCCGACACCGUCGCAGCAUGAGUCCACCACCGCCGCGUCGCCGCCGAAGUAAUGGCAGCCUGACACCGUCGCUGCUGCCACCGCCGCGAUACCCGGGCGAGGAUACCAGGCCGACGAGUUCUAAGGAGCUUGCUGGCUGGUAUGCGUACGCAUUUGCGGCCGAGGUUUAUGUAAUUUGUGCAAUUGGCUCCUUCAUCCCCAUCCUCCUCGAGACCCUCGCCCGAGAGAACGGCGUCCUCCUCUCAGACCGAACAACACCCUGCGGGCCGAGUUCCGAGGCCGAGGGUCAAUGCGUGGUGUACGUCCUCGGCAUGGAGAUCAACACAGCCAGCUUCGCCAUGUACACCUUCAGUGUUAGUGUGUUGCUGCAGGCGCUGCUGGUGGUGAGCAUCAGCUGUGCGGCCGACCACGGCAACUACCGCAAGAAGCUGCUGCUCGCGUUCGCCUGGAUCGGCAGCUCCUGCGUCAUGCUGUAUAUCCUGGUCAACAAGAGCACCUACCUGCUUGGCGCGCUGCUGGCGAUCAUUUCGAAUACGUCGUUUGGAGCAUCGUUUGUCUUACUGAACUCGUUCCUGCCGCUACUGGUGCGGCAUCACCCUUCGAUUAGCGAUUCUAGUGAGAAUGAUUUGGAUGACGAUCACCAAAACGGCUCUGGGGUCAAUUACGGCACUACCUCCAACGGGCGGGGAUCUCAUCAUACCCCCAGCGCGGAGGAGCUCGAACAGGACGUGGUCGAUUCAACAACGGCCCUACUGCCACAUAGGCGGCUCGAGGACGGUCGUCCCCUGUCUAAGGUUCGCACCCACGAAGAACUGACCUCCCAGGAGCUUAGCCUCUCAACACAUAUCUCAUCCAAAGGCAUUGGCAUCGGUUACAUUGCUGGGCUAUUCCUGCAGUGUGCGGCCAUUUUCAUGCUCGUAAAAAUGAACAACACUACUUGGGGGCAGCGCGUGGUCCUCUUCGUUAUUGGCGCUUGGUGGGCUAUCUUCACCAUCCCAGCUGCACUUUGGUUACGGCCACGGCCCGGUCCUCCCUUGCCAGGCUCUCUGAAGCAAGGAAAGCUCCGGGCACUUGUCUCCUACACCUUCUACGCAUGGAAGUCUCUCUUCCGCACAAUACAGCUCGCCCGUCGCCUGGUCGACAUCGUGCUCUUCCUCGGCGGCUGGUUCCUUCUCUCGGAUGCCAUCGCAACCACCUCGUCGACAGCCAUCCUCUUUGCCAAGACACAACUGCACAUGGAGCCAUGGGCACUGGGUAUGAUCAACGUGAUCUCGACAGCGGCCGGUAUUGUGGGCGCCUUCUCGUGGUCCUGGCUCUCGCGCCGCUUCCGGUUGCGCGCGCACCAGACCAUCUUGGCGUGCAUCGGCCUCUUUGAGAUCAUCCCGCUGUACGGCUUGGCCGGCUACCUGUCGUUUGUCCAGCGGUGGGGCGUGGGCGGGCUGCAGCAGCCGUGGGAGAUGUACCCGCUUGCAGCCUUGUACGGAUUCGUGUUGGGCGGUCUGAGCGGGUACUGCCGUUCGCUGUAUGGCGAGCUGAUCCCGCCUGGCUCGGAAGCAGCGUUUUAUGCGCUGUAUGCCAUCACUGAUAAGGGGUCCAGCGUAUUCGGCCCUGCGAUUGUGGGUGCCAUCAUUGAUGCGUCGGGGGAGAUUCGGCCAGCGUUUUGGUUCCUUGCCGCGCUGGUCGGAUUCCCUGCGCCGCUGAUCUGGUGCAUCAACGUGGAGAGGGGCAAGAUGGAGGGCGAGAAGCUGGCGGAGAUCAUUGAGGGGUUCAAGGCGCAGCAGAGCGAGUCCAGUGAGGAUGAGGACAACAGACGCAUCCUGGAUGCGUAUGAUUCCCAGUCGGGCCCGCGGUGA